UGGACAUGAAUAUGAAUUUGAAACAUUUUAUUGCCAUAUUUGUUUUAAAUUCACAUUUUUAUCCUUCCGCGAAACUUUGCACAGAUGCAUAAAAUGAUCGUAAUACCUUAUUAAGAUCCUCUGCUUCAUACUUGUCUGUCUCCAUUUUUUUCUCUUUUAGCCAGUCUUUGAGAAAUUUUAAUGCCCAUUCUGUAUCUUUUUUGGUGUUGGCUUCAUAGCUGUCAUGCUCUAUUUUGUCAAGUUCAGUCUCAGUAAGCUCUCUGUGUCUUGUCGUUGUUCGUUCUUCUAUCCACUGUUUAAAUGUUUUGUUUUUUCCGUACAUGUUAAAAUGAAUGUCAAAAUGUUCCAUUCUUAAUUGUGGUUGUCCAGUGUUUGCCACAAGAUGGCGCCAAACAGUAAUCUUUGUUGGCGCGGAGGGAUUUAAACAUACAAGUAGCACCGGCUAUGCGUUAUUACUUUGGAGCGGUUAUUAUUUGAAAAGAACGAACCUGCAAAUGUCUCAACUGACCAAUCAGAAUCAAGCAUUCCAGAGAGCCGUGUAAUAAAUAACCACAAUGCAUACUUGAGCUUUAUACAGCACAAUAAACCACAUAUUAUGAUUAAGUGAAUAAUAAAGUGCACUUUGCAAUUUGUCUGCUUUUGUGUUCCAAUCUAAUUCAUACACAUUUGUAACAACAUCAAACUACAUUUUUCGAUUAACCCUUGACCCACAUUAUAAUAAUAUAUUAACCGCUUUAUGGAUAUUUAUAUGACAGUAUAUUUAACAUUAUAUUAUAUUUUCCUGUUUGUUGAUAAAAAUGUUUUCCCUAUUUUCAGAGACUUACUGUAUGCUUUUGUAUAACAAUGCUGUAAUUUUGAGUGGUAGUUUAUUAACAAAAAAUCUGAAGGUUGAUGCCCUUUGUCCCUUUAAAGAUUCUUGAAUGAACUUUCACUCAAUUAUAAAUGUCACUGCAUGCAUAGGUUAAGAGAGAUAAACCUCUGCUUACACAUGUAGCUGUGUGACUUAUACUGGACUCAACAGAAGUUUAGACGGUAAUGAUAUUGCAUGCUGAAUAUUCACAGGUACAAUGAACGGAAAGGUUUAUCUGAUGUUUGGUCCAGUUUUCUUAACCCUCCUGGCGAUGACUGUCCCGGUUGUUCAGAGCGGGAAUGUUCUUGUCUUUCCUGUAGAUGGCAGUCAUUGGGUCAACAUGAAACUCUUGAUUGAGGCUCUUCACGCCAAAGGUCACAAUAUCACAGUCAUCCGGAUGUCAGACAGCUGGUACAUCAAAGAAUCUUCACCUCUCUACACAUCCAUCACUAUGAAGACUGCAGGAGGACUUAGUGAAGAAUUCCUGCAGGGGUUUACGUCAAAUAUGCUAAACAUUUUAAGGGACGGCUCCACUUGGACUCGCCUAAGACUGAAGAUGGAGAUGUUGCAAGCUAUUUUACAGAUGUCUGUAGUAGAAAGUGAUCUAAUAGUCAAGAUGUUUGAAGACCAGCAGCUAAUACAGUCCCUAAAAGAGAGCAAAUAUGAUUUGAUGCUUACGGAUCCAGCCAAGUUUGCAGGUGUAAUAUUGGGUCAUUAUCUUAGACUGCCCUUGGUCUGCAAUGUCCGGUGGACCUUGUUCAGUGAGGCUCAUUUUGCAAUAGCCCCUUCACCUCUUUCUUAUGUACCUAUGCCACUGAUGGAGUUAUCAGACCACAUGAGUUUCUUUGAAAGAGUGAAGAAUGUUUUAAUGUACAUCAUCACUGAAAUACAGGUCGCUCUGACAAUCGCUCCAUAUUAUAACGAAGUUAGCGAACGCUUCAUUGGGCCAGGAACAUCCUAUUUAACCUUAAUUCAAGGUGUUGAUCUGUGGCUCCACAGGGUUGACUUUAUUUUUGAAUUUCCACGGCCCACUAUGCCAAACAUCGUUUACAUGGGUGGCUUUCAGUGCAAACCAUCAAAGCCUCUUCCACAAGAUCUCGAGGACUUUGUGCAGAGCUCUGGUGAUCAUGGUGUCAUCGUCAUGUCUCUGGGAACAUUCUUUGGUCAACUUCCUGAUGAUGUGGCAGAGGCCAUUGCUGAAGCUUUUGCUGAACUUCCACAGAAAAUCAUCUGGAGGUACAAAGGAAGGAGACCAUCUGCACUGGGAAACAACACCUUAAAAAUGGACUGGAUACCGCAGAAUGAUCUUCUGGGUCAUCCUAAGACCAGAGCCUUUGUUGCUCAUGGUGGAACCAAUGGAAUCCAAGAAGCCAUCUACCAUGGGGUACCAAUCAUUGGAUUUGGACUCAUCUUUGACCAGCCUGAUAAUCUUUCAAAGAUGAGAGUGAAGGGUGUAGCCAAGACCGUAGACUUUGCCACAGUGGAUAAGGACUCCUUUCUAGAAACUGUCAAGGAGGUUCUUUAUAAUCCCAGUUAUCGGGAGAACAUGCAGAGACUCUCGAGACUUCACAGAGACGUUCCAGUGAAACCUCUGGACAGCGCCAUCUUCUGGAUUGAGUUUGUCAUGAGGCACAAAGGUGCCGCUCAUUUACGCACAGAGUCGUACAAAAUGCCCUGGUACUCGUAUCACUCCGUUGAUGUCAUGCUGUUCCUGCUGUCUGCUGUGUCACUCAUAAUGCUGACCACAUAUGUGCUUAUCAGAUAUUUAUGCUGCAGAAUAUGUAGGAGAAAAAACAAACUGGAAUGAUUUUUAAAAUUUACUAUGUCUUUUACUGAUACAUAUUGAAUGUUUCACUGUUUAUUUCAAAUUGGUCUUUAGUGAUUUUUACCAGUCAGGAUAAUUUUCCAUUUGGAUAAAAUACAAUAAUUUUUAAUACCGAAUACUGCUACAAGCUGAAUGGAUGCUCGCGUUGUGAUUGUGUUAGGGGCAGGGCCAUCCAGUUCAUCAUCGAGCCACCGAUUUAGCACCGCCCAAAUAAUCCUAUACACAAAAAUGUUAAAAACUGUUUAACGGUGAUUAACUACACAAUUUAGUUCUACAUAGUUCACAGUCUUUUUAACAUGUUUCAGCAAUACAUUUCUAACAUUUAUAAUGUGUUUAGAAACAACUCUCUGUAAUGAAAUAACAUGGAUUUUAACAUUUAGCUGAUGUGUUUUAUUGUUGUCAUCUGAGUAGAUCUUAGUUAGUGGGUGGAAGUUAAUCAUUAACUUCUGCUGCAUGAGGGAGUGGGGGGCAAGCAUUGGCCUCGCUUUUAAUAGCCCAUUUCAAAAUCAGUAAAACAAGAAUAUAAUAUUAGGUCCCCUCAUGGCUCUGAAAUUUGGAUAAAUAUAGUGUUGUUUAUCACAGUAGUUAUAAAUGAUGGCUAAUGGGUCAUUACCCAAAAGUGCAUCACAGGUCCGUUCCAAAAGAGUCUUGGACAGAUGGGGAAAAAUGAUGCUGACUGCAAAUAAUAAAAUCUAUCUAACCAUAUAAUUGUGCAGUUCGAAAAAAGCAAAAUAAAUGGCCCUGUCUGUGUCCCGUUUUGUUUUUUGAUGUCAAAGCAGUGCGUUCAGUUUUGGCUUAAAUGGAUCUGUCACUGAGUAAAAUAGCUGAAUUCAACAGAUCUGGGUCCUGAAGUAAAACCAACUGAGAAUGAUUAAUAAGGUGUCAAAGGUCUCUGAAUUUAACCAAAUUAUUUUGUGUCUGUCUAUACAUAUAUUCAUAUAAAUACAUAUACACACAUACAUAUAUAGGCCUUUAUAUAUAAAAAAUUAGUUAUAUGGACUAAGGUUUAGAUUGACGUGCUGCGAGUUAUUGGUGCUUUCUCUCUCUCUGUCUCACAAUCACAAGCGUGUUUGUACAUACACAAUCUGGAGCACACAUAUUUUGUAUGCGUGUUUGACAUUUUCCUGACUUUACACUUUACAAAACACAUUGCACAACUUUUUGCUGCUUUUGUGCUUUAAUAUGCUGCCAAGUUGCUAAAAAUAUAGCCGUAAUUGAAAGCAUUUAUCUGAGCAGAUACAAAAAGCAUUUCUUUGUUUUUUGUACAUCGUUUACAGGAUAACUAAGCACUUAAAAAUAAUUGUCUCUAUCUACAUAAUGCAGUUAGUGUAUAUGCAAGCACAUUUUUUGCAUGUGGUGUUACUGAUUGUUUGGUGACAUCCAGUUCAUACUUCAACCUAGACAACAUGCAGGCUAUUUCUGGCAUGUACAUCAGAGAAGAAAGAACAUUGUCUAAACAUCAGCAGUCUCAGCAGGUGCAGUAUAGACAUCACGAUGCUGUUGUUCACACAUUAGUAUUAUGCUGUCUGAGAUAGAUAUAGGCCUCUCUUGAGAUUCUCCAGAGUCAUUUUUACCUGCUGCAAUAUUAGCAAAUAAACAUCCCAGAUAGCAAGCUGAAAUAACAUCAUGCUGUUCUAGAUUAAGUUGAUCCUUUUGUAACUCUUCUUAAUAUCUUAUAAAUAUGUGACAAAGCAGAACAAAUGCUGAUAAACUUUGACAUUAUCACUCAUCCUACAAACCUCAACAAUGGAGACAAUCAUCAAACUAAUUUAGAUAAAACUCCAAUGUAUGCUGGGAGUCAUGAAUGAGUACUAUGUUGAUACACAUUAUGCAUUACUUCUGUUGGUUGUCACCAUUGUUGAGGUUUAUACAAUUAUUCAUGAUGUCCGAGAUCGAUUCAGUAAAGAAACCUUUUCUGAGUGUAUUUUUAUAAUUCAUAAGACUAUAACAGCCACUACACUGCUGCAAUUGAACAUUGUAGUAUUGCACAAUAUUUACAUAUCAAUAACACUUAUCACAAUUUAUCUUAUUAAGAUAAACCCAUUAACUUAUUUAGAUAAACACCCAAAGUAAACGUAACAUUAAAACAAUAGAAACAAGGGGUCAACUAAAGCAAACACUUAUCACCAUAAUGGUGGUUUGUUCAAAUUUCAAUUUUUUAAUUAAUGGAGGGCGCACAUUGACUCAAUGCAAUUAACAUUGACAAAUCAACCUUUUUUAACAUUGAUUUAGUGGUUUCUGUCUGCUCUCAUAUUAAUACUAAGUAUUGUUGAUACAUUUGAAUUGUUAUGGUAUAUGGUGUUUUUCUUCCUGUGUUCUUAUAAUAAAUAUUGUCACUUUUAGAAAUAAAGCAAGAUUU
Molecule: messenger RNA, 5034 nt
Organism: Misgurnus anguillicaudatus (oriental weatherfish)
Lineage: Eukaryota; Metazoa; Chordata; Actinopteri; Cypriniformes; Cobitidae
Product: UDP-glucuronosyltransferase 2C1-like
Molecular function (GO): UDP-glycosyltransferase activity
Source: RefSeq, a predicted model, not a curated record